AUGGCCAACAGCGUUAGUUCACGGACCGGUUCCAGCUUCCCAGCCGGUGUCCAAGUCUUCACGGGCAUGGACGUUGGCUACACAGUUCUUGAGUUCCUGUCGUCGGUCCACGCAAACGUGCGUGCGCUACCUGGACCGCCACAUGCGCAUCACAUCUCCAACCAUCUUCGUGGGAGAGCUCUACUGUGGUUCUCAGCCAAGCACUCCGAGGACAGCUACGACGGCCUGCAGUCUGCGCUUCUGCAGUCGUUCUCAGUCGACUGGAGUGGGGAGGUAAGCUCGGAGCGGCAGUUUCGACUUCUGCAGCAAGGUUUCGGCACCGUGGAUCAGUAUGCGGCAGAGUUCGAGCACCUCGCCGGCUCCUGCUCCGAGAACGUGAACGCCGAAUAUAACUUACGGUGGUUCGCGUGGGGCCUCCGCCACGAGGUGAGGGAGCUUGUGUUCACCGAGCCGUACGCCUUCUGCUCUUUCAACCGCCUCGUCGCCGUCGCGGAGGAUGCGGCGGUUUACCUCCACCUCGAGUCGCGGGCCCGCCCGCGAGUUCGUGAGGGCACAGCGUCCCGCCUCAGCCGACGUUACAGGGAGAGCUUGCGGAAGGCAAAGGAGAUUUUCUUCAUCCUGAGGCGUAGCCCAGACCCCUCGAGGAUGCCACAGAGCGGAGACACUGUCUGCUUUUCCUUCCAGUCAAUCAGCGAGGCUGAUUUGGCCAAGACACCGACGCCGUCGCCCCGGACGCCUCCCUCAACCCGCGCACGUCUGAGGAGCUUCACAUCGCACCCCGAGAUCGUGUCUGACUUUGGGCAGAUGGGCGCAAGGCGCACUCCGGACGUGCCCAUCGACGCCAGCCCGGGCGGCUCCAAUGGAUCCAGUGCGAGUCCCAUCAAAAGCAGCCCAGCCAAGAGCAGCCCCACCAAGUCACUCCGGAGUUCACAUAAUCCGUAG
This is a messenger RNA of Trichosporon asahii var. asahii CBS 2479, 942 nucleotides long. RefSeq lists its product as uncharacterized. The record is from RefSeq and is a predicted model, not a curated record. NCBI's taxonomy places the organism in Eukaryota, Fungi, Basidiomycota, Tremellomycetes, Trichosporonales, Trichosporonaceae. The transcript has a single exon. The coding region runs from base 1 to 942 and encodes 313 amino acids.